CCCAGCCCCCUUCUCCCCGUCUCUACGAAUGGGCGUGCCCCUAGCGGCCCCGCCAUUACGAAGGGCGUGGGGCACCGCCAUUCGCGCGUGAAGUGGCUUCACGCAGUGAGCCCCAAGGCCGAGGUGCCGGUGGUAGCGCAGGCUAUCAAUCAGCUGCUCUACGGCUGAUGCAGAGGUGGGGUGCAGGAUAGCGACGCUAAGAUCAACCACGGUACGCUGAGGCACGAACGUCAGGGGUGGUCAUGGUGGCCACGGCAGCGGAGCAGCUGUCACCGGCUGCCCCAACACGCCGUCAUCGGUAUCGAGACGAAUAUCCAGUGGCACCCGACCCUGGGAAAAGCAGCCACCAUGCGCCACGACCCCCUGUCGCCAGCGACGGUGGACGUGCGCUUAGGAAGCGGCAACAGCAACAGCAGCAAUGGGGAAAACGCACACGGUGAUCACUCUCCAGCGGCUACGGCUACCACUUCGGCUGGGCGCGGCGCGUUUCUACUCGAGGACGUUCUCUACACGCCGGCGGGGGCAGUGGAGGGGAGCGGCAAUGCGCCGCCUUCUUGGCAGCACCGCCCAUCGUCUCCCCAGCAGCGGUGCCGUCUCUGCGGGUCAUAUUGAAACGCGACUUGAAAGCCCUCCUGGCAGCGCAUCAGCCCCUUCAGUGCGACGAGGCCUGCAGGUGGGCGGGCCUGGCAGGGGGGGGGGACUGUGCCGGCAGCCCCGUGGUGAGGAGAGGUACAGCUGGCUAUGUCGACUGCUGCAGACCGACCCUCGUUACGCUCGGCCCCCAAUCACUCAACCGACGCUGCAGCGAUGCCAUCGGAGGCGCAUCACCAGCCGCUCAUCCUGGCAGUACCGCAUCCCUCCGCAGCCGUGGGCAUAGAUCUGUGGUGGAACGCUGACGUGGUCGCGCAAAGCCGGGCUACCCCGCACCCCCUGUCCUUCGCCGCGGCCCCGGCGUCUGUGGCGCAGCUCCUCAUAGCGCGGACGACGCAGGUGCUCGGCCCUCGCAUUCCGCGUGGCUUCUCUCUAGGCUGAGUUCUCUGUCCGCGUACUGUGCCCGCUGAUGUGCUGAUGGCAGCCAAAGCCACCGCGCCCUCGUCAACAGCGGCCACGGCGUCGCCUACGGCGGCAGCGCGGAAAGCAGAUGAGACGCGCCGGGCCGCCGCGGCCGUGCUGGCGCACACCGCGAAGCUCUUCAGCACGCCAAAUGCCGCAGGGAGUGCAAACGCGAAGAUACCCAUGGAUGGAGUGGUAGGCAAGGUGGCAGAGGCGGCGCAGCUCGAGGGGGAGUCGCUGAAGCACCCAGCAGCCCCGACAACCGCGACGACGACACCAUCGGACGAGUCGCGUGCGUUUCCAACGUGUUGGAAAGUUGCCCCACCGCCGUCGCACGCCUCCCUGCCCGCUGUACCGUCUGUUGUGCAGCCCGUGCCAGCCGUGAAGGGCGAUCUUAUGGGGGCGCGUCUCAGGUGAAUGUGGACGGAGCCGCGCGCGCCGUCUUCCCCCUACUGCACCAUUGAUGGCUGA
Molecule: messenger RNA, 1524 nt
Organism: Leishmania braziliensis MHOM/BR/75/M2904
Lineage: Eukaryota; Euglenozoa; Kinetoplastea; Trypanosomatida; Trypanosomatidae
Source: the annotation of a RefSeq genome assembly